AUGGCUCCUAUCAAAAGCUUGCCCAAAGGCCAUGAAAAUUCCUCCACGCCGCUUGCCGACUACUUCUGGAUCGCGGGCCUGGAUGGACAAGAUCUUUUGGAUACAUAUGUCAGACUUGGCGAGGUGCAUAAUCCGAGAAAGAAUAGGAGCAGCAGUGACCUGAAUGAUAUCAUUGUGGAGGACGAAGUUGCUGAAGCGGAUGUCUCAUCCAUUCAGGAUUCUCCAAGACCCGCGUCAAAACACUCAAAACGAAACUCCUAUCAACGGCUUUCCAGGUUGUCUAGUGAAGCACAGUCGUCCAUCAGGUCGCUGGACAAGAUACCAUCCGGCACGUCAAGCGCUCGAAGCAGCGCUACCAUUCGUUUUGUACCAUCAGCAUCCUCUCCUCAUGUCUCCGCUGCUCUGAACGACGUCGACUUCGACAAUGCCUUGAAGAAAUUCGCCACUGAGCGGGAUUCGUUCUUCUUGGAUAUCAAUUUCAGUGCAGGUGCGGUUGCCCAGCCCAGUAGACCGCGGCCGAGAACAAGAACCCAGAAGAUUGUUGCCGAGGAGCAGGGUCCGGCACCAAGUAGAGGUAUUGGAAGUGUAAGGCGACACAUGUCGUUCCGGGAGAUGAAUAGCGUCAAGCGACAGUCAUCCAUGGCACGACAAGCAUCCGUCAGAACUUCUCGGCGCACAAGUAACUACAACUCAGUGAUACCCAGCCCUGAACCACUUCAAUCGUCUCCAACCAUGCACCCACUGAAACGAAAAUUUGAACCAGUCCUCCUUGACAGAUAUCCCCCAGCGGGAAUGCCCGACGAGUCGCGGCGGCGCGGCAAUUUUCCCGACUAUGUACCUAUGUUUGCGUUUCCAAACGACAUCAACGUUGUUUCCUCCGAUACGCGCCCACGCUCGACAUGGCAUGGGUUUUCAAUGACCGCAGCCGACAACUCCAGGUUGCACGCAGUCUGUAUCAUCGUUUGGAUACCGAUGAAAGCCAAAGCCGCAGAUGAGCUGGAAAAGCGCUGCGAGGAGUGGAGAAGAGCCAACAUGACAGAUGUCGAGAGAGAGCUGGCUUCGAGUCUGGGUGAAAGACUUGCCGCCGAGCGUGCAAAACUCUCUCGCCUGCUGUCGCGGUUGCCUUAUGUUGAUUCUGGCUCUGCUGCUCGUGAUGAGCUGGAAGAAGACAUUAGCGCGGUAGAAGAGAAGAUUGUGAUGAUGACGGAUAUGCUGAGGCCUCUGAGACACGGGGCUGCUUCACGAAUAGAAGGUCUGACGGAUGGCGACACUGGUCUCUGGAUACCACGGGCUUAUGGCAUUCUCGGACGUGAUUCAUCCUUGACUAGUUUCUGGAAAGAAUGGCUUAGAGCAAUCACGGUCCCCAUGGCCGAUGGCGCGGUCAUGAGAGUUCCUCCAAGCUCACCACGGGUCGGCAUGUGGCAACCAUUGGAGCGAUAUGUCAUCAACCUCUGCACCGAGGCCCCUAGUCCAAUUUCUUCGAAGACGCAAGUUGAGAUUGCGGUCCGAGAGCUGCGGUUGUUUGCUCGCAAGGAAGCGAUCAAUGAGCUCCCAGGCUCGCGGGAUACAGACCUGUACGGGCUUUUCCGAGCGCUGACUAUUCCGAAUAUUAUGAUCCUAUUCGAGUACGUCCUUUCCGAGUCGCGGAUCAUCCUGCUGUCCUCACAUACGUCAAUGCUGCAUUUAGCGAGCAAAGCUAUCGCCGAGCUCAUCUGGCCAUUGAAAUGGGCCGGUGUCUUCAUACCUGUACUUCCUGCUCGUCUUGUGCAGGCUCUCGAGGCGCCUUGUCCGUACAUUUGUGGUAUUGAAAGACGGUAUGAGAAAGUAGAGCUGCCGGAUGAUGACUUCGUGCUUGUUGAUCUGGAUAACAACGAAAUAGAGAGCACAGCGAGGCCUACACCAAUGCCGCGGCAACAACGACGGAAGUUGAUGUCUCUCCUUCAGUUGGCAGCACCUCAUCAUAACAAGUUUGGCGUGCCAGUAGGGCCUCCGCCAUGUGCAGUUGAGGCCAUGCCGUUUGAUUCCUUUGCAUCAGAAAAUCCAUCCGUCUUCUCCUCCAAUGCCCAGUCGACCUCGCUUGCAAGAUUAGUAGGGCUGACAUCGACGUCCUUUGGCGCUGCUGCAGCGGCGGAGGGUCCUCGUAAAACAUUGAUCUUGAACGCUUUUCUGCAAGCGAAAGCAGUAUCCAGAGGAAGCGGCACAGGUGAAAGACCACGAACAGCAUCAACUUCAAGAAAGAGCAAUCCAGACACGCCCAACCAAUCACCCAUCACUGGGUCGUUUCCACAGUUACCAGCCACGCCGGUCUCCAGGAGCGACUCCGGCUUUGCGUUACAAUCGUCUCUACGCGACAAGCGAGGAGCUCAUUUCGACGCAGGCUCAAAGGGAAGUGGAUCCACGUAUCGGCAAGCCAAAAGACAGCCUAGCCUGCCUUUCUUGGGACACUCUUCCAACCCGUCUAUUAGUACUCUCAACCCUGAGUUGCAUAACCAAUCCUCCUAUGCCCCAUCCACAUAUGCACAGUCGACCCUUGCUGCUUCAACGAUUAUGCCCCAGGUGUUGAUGCAGCCUGUGCGUAAUACAGAGAAUACCAGCUGGAUCGAAGGUCACUGCUUACAGUGGCACGGCCAUGAUGACCGUUCAACAUGUUCCGUUUGUGACGAUAAGGCUGAGGAUGGCAUUUAUCGAUGCUCUGGUUGUGGUGUGACUGUUCAUGCUCGCUGCGGCUACCAACUCUACAUUGUCUGUCCGGUGGCCUUCUACCCAGAGCAGAUUCGAGCUGCGUUUGUCCGUUGUUUUGCUAGCCUCUUCUACACCUACAGAAAGUUCAUGUUGGCGCCGACACCUGAGCAGAAGAAGAACGGAAUGUUCUACCGGUUCGACUUGAACAGCUUUUUGCGAAGUAUGCCGUGCGAAAAUGCUGACUAUAUUGCGGUACUUCAGCAGACACAAGCUUUCAAUGAAUUCAUAUCGGAGCGCGAAUGCACGCCACCCGCACCCACUUCAUCAUCCUCAACCUCAGUCCACACAUCCAUCACUCUCUUCGACAGCAUCAUCCUUUCUAAACGCAACCGCGGCCGCUUGCUCCCUACCACGCGCCAAAUCCCCGGCCUCUCCUUCUCGAGCAGGAAAAACCCCUUCUCCUCCCGCUUCUCCACUUCCGUCUUCACUUCCUUCAACCACCACUCCUCUUCGACAACACCACCAGACUUCCUGACCGACACCUCCGACCACCUCUGGCGCUCCGCCUCCGCUUCCACAACCUCCACCGCCAAUACGCGCUCCGACUUUGGCGAUCCGACCCGGGAUUACCGGCAGAUUGUGACCAGGGUGCCAGCGAAGCUGGAGGAGAGGUUCAUGCGCGAACCGAGAAUGAUCCAGGGCGUGCCGAGGAUCAGCGAGAAGAGCAAGAAUGCCGCCCAGGGGGGAAGGAAGCCCUUGCCGCUGGCGCUGAGGGAGAGGAUCAACGGGUUGGCGUUGAACGCGCCGGAUAGUGUUGGUUCGCCGUUGUUACCUCCGACGCCUCUGUCGGGAUCGAGUAGGGGUUGGUGA
Molecule: messenger RNA, 3552 nt
Organism: Endocarpon pusillum Z07020
Lineage: Eukaryota; Fungi; Ascomycota; Eurotiomycetes; Verrucariales; Verrucariaceae
Exons: 3
Coding region: 1-3552 (1183 amino acids)
Biological process (GO): regulation of Rab protein signal transduction
Cellular component (GO): cytoplasmic vesicle
Source: RefSeq, a predicted model, not a curated record